UCGCCUUCGGCUCACCCUGCCCAGUGCGCCUGGGCUGUCCUCUGGGCUCGGGCGCCACGUACCAGCUUCGGCCGCUCCAGCCGCUCCAGCCGCCGCCUCAGCGCCUCAGCCUCUAGCUCCCCGCGCGCUCUCGGCUCCACGCCGCCCGGCCAGCCACUUCGCGCGCCCCCAGCCCCUCAAGCCAGAUGAUGAACUUCCUGAGGCGCCGGCUGUCGGACAGUAGCUUCAUCGCCAACCUGCCCAAUGGCUACAUGACCGACCUGCAGCGCCCAGAGCCCCAGCAGCCCCCGCCGCCCCCAGGCCCCGGAGCCGCUGCGGCCUCGGCUGCCACCCCGGCCGCCUCGCCCGGCCCCGAGCGGAGGCCGCAGUCCUCCCAGGGGCCCGCGCCGCAGCCCGCGCCGUCGGUGGGUAGCAGCUUCUUCAGCUCGCUGUCCCAAGCCGUGAAGCAGACGGCCGCCUCGGCGGGCCUGGUGGACGCGCCCGCGUCCUCGUCGGCAGCCGCCAGGAAGGCCAAGGUGCUGCUGGUGGUGGACGAGCCGCACACUGACUGGGCCAAGUGCUUUCGGGGCAAAAAAAUCCUUGGAGAUUAUGAUAUCAAGGUGGAGCAGGCGGAAUUUUCAGAGCUUAACCUGGUGGCCCAUGCAGAUGGAACCUAUGCUGUGGACAUGCAGGUGCUCCGGAAUGGCACAAAGGUUGUCCGGUCCUUCAGACCAGACUUCGUGCUCAUCCGACAGCAUGCAUUUGGAAUGGCAGAGAACGAAGACUUCCGCCACCUGAUCAUUGGCAUGCAGUAUGCAGGCCUCCCCAGCAUCAACUCUCUGGAAUCCAUUUACAACUUCUGUGACAAACCAUGGGUGUUUGCCCAGAUGGUGAGCAUCUACAAGACACUGGGAGGGGAGACGUUCCCACUCAUAGAGCAGACGUACUACCCCAACCACAGAGAGAUGCUAACACUGCCUACAUUCCCUGUGGUGGUGAAGAUUGGUCAUGCUCACUCAGGCAUGGGCAAGGUCAAAGUGGAAAAUCACUACGACUUCCAGGACAUUGCUAGUGUGGUGGCCCUCACCCAGACCUAUGCCACAGCAGAGCCCUUCAUUGAUGCCAAGUAUGACAUCCGGGUUCAGAAGAUUGGCAACAACUACAAGGCUUACAUGAGGACAUCAAUCUCAGGAAACUGGAAGACAAACACUGGCUCUGCAAUGCUGGAGCAGAUUGCCAUGUCAGACAGGUACAAGCUAUGGGUGGACACCUGCUCUGAGAUGUUUGGUGGCCUUGACAUCUGUGCUGUCAAAGCUGUACAUGGCAAAGAUGGGAAAGACUACAUUUUUGAGGUCAUGGACUGUAGCAUGCCACUGAUUGGAGAACACCAGGUAGAGGACAGGCAACUCAUCACUGAACUAGUCAUCAGCAAAAUGAACCAGCUGCUGUCCAGGACUCCUGCCCUGUCGCCUCAGAGACCCUUAACCACCCAGCAGCCACAGAGUGGAACACUUAAAGAUCCGGACUCCAGCAAGACCCCACCUCAGCGGCCACCCCCCCAAGGGGGCCCUGGGCAACCCCAAGGAAUGCAGCCCCCAGGCAAGGUGCUGCCUCCACGCCGGCUCCCCUCUGGACCAUCACUGCCACCUUCUUCCUCUUCCUCCUCCUCUUCUUCCUCUUCCUCGGCUCCUCAGAGGCCGGGCGGCCCCACCACCACCCACGGAGAUGUACCCUCCAGCAGCAACACCCUGGCAGAGGCCCAGCCACCCCCGGCUGCUCCGCCACAGAAGCCCCAGCCUCACCCACAGCUCAACAAGUCGCAGUCCCUGACAAAUGCCUUCAGCUUCUCUGAGUCCUCCUUCUUCCGGUCUUCAGCCAAUGAGGAUGAAGCCAAAGCCGAGACCAUCCGGAGCUUGAGGAAGUCCUUUGCCAGCCUCUUUUCAGAUUAGCCCUUCAGACACAUGAGGGCAUGCGGCCCAACCAGGAAAGGCAUCUGAGACAUUCACCAACAACAAUCCACCAUGUUUGGUGGCAGUGUCCCAUGACUUGCUGUGUGACCCCUUCCUCUGCUCUGUUGUGCUCAGUGAAUUAUGCAGCCCAGAAAUGACCAUGUGAUAGGCUCAGGGAGGGUGCCUACCCCAAGAGGCACCAGGCAUCAGAGAGCAAAGAGCUGCUUCCCUGUAGUUACAGGAGUUUCCUCCUGAACUCAUCGUUGCUGUGAGUUUAGUGGCCUUACUGUGACAGUGCCGUCAUGUCUUAUUCUUCCCUGUGAAGCCAGGAUCUCUGUAAUUAAGGACUCCUGACAGCCUAACCCAGUUCAGAUGCAGUGCUCAGCAUGCCCCUGUAGUCAGUGCUACCUGUGGGAAGCAUAUACAUACGUAGAAGCACUGUUGGCUCUACAUUUUAGGAACUUUCCCCAAACCUGGAUCCCCUGUGGCACCCGUUGAAAGCACACUCACCCAAGCCCUGCGCUUCCUAGACUGCUGUGGUGGUGAAAUGCCUUGAGUCUGCUGAAACAAGAGAACAAGGAUCUGCAGAGUCUCCUUUCUCCCCUCGGGAGGGCAGUUCUUUGGUGUGAGCUGCAGUGACCUUGACCUUCCAAAGUUGCACUGUAGAGAAGAAUGCAUGCCACUAUAACAGCAGUACACCAAUCUUUGUGUUCCUCACCUAAUAAAUGUCAAGACCUUUGGUGUAAUAAAAGCAGCAGCUUAACCAGCA
Messenger RNA from Nannospalax galili (Upper Galilee mountains blind mole rat), 2697 nucleotides. RefSeq names its product synapsin II (gene Syn2). Gene Ontology annotation, biological process: neurotransmitter secretion. Gene Ontology annotation, cellular component: synaptic vesicle; synaptic vesicle membrane. The record is from RefSeq and is a predicted model, not a curated record. NCBI's taxonomy places the organism in Eukaryota, Metazoa, Chordata, Mammalia, Rodentia, Spalacidae. The transcript has 13 exons. The coding region runs from base 186 to 1928 and encodes 580 amino acids. Gene Ontology annotation, molecular function: ATP binding.